This is a messenger RNA of Linum trigynum, 349 nucleotides long. The record is from the annotation of a GenBank genome assembly. NCBI's taxonomy places the organism in Eukaryota, Viridiplantae, Streptophyta, Magnoliopsida, Malpighiales, Linaceae.
GACGUGGAUAUGUUUAACAUGUUCAGGUGUCGUCCGCGAUGUCAGGGGCCGCAUAUCACCCCCAGUGGCACCAGUUGCUGUCAGUGGACGAGCUCAUCUACCAUGUGCUUUGCGUGGAGUUCUGCUCCACCUUCUCCCACGUCGUCCCGACGAUAAAGAAGAGUCGACCCCACGUGGAGUUCAUGCUUGGAGGUCAGCCACAGGUGCUGACUUAUGAUGCCUUCGCCCAGGCCAUGGGGCUCAACACCACCUACAUGACGAUGACGGAGCGGCAGUACACCAUCAAUUUCCACUACUAGGCUGCAUUCCACGCCCUCUGCCUCCCACUUCUCCACUUGGAAUUUUGAAC